Dovyalis caffra is the source of this 1356-nucleotide messenger RNA. The record is from the annotation of a GenBank genome assembly. Lineage: Eukaryota; Viridiplantae; Streptophyta; Magnoliopsida; Malpighiales; Salicaceae.
AUGAGCAGGCUUUCGUUUCGACCUCGUCCACUUGACAUUCACAAGAAGCUUCCUAUCGUCAAAUCUGUUAAAGAUUUUGAAGAAGAUGAUAAUACUCCUACUUCCACGCGCAACUCUCAGCUUCUCCGUAUCUCUGCUGCUUCACUUAUUCCUACUCCUGAACUCGACAAUGAGUUGCCCCACAUUCCUUCCAAGAAACUUGCUGCUGAAAUUCCUACUCCCCAGUUUGUUGUUGUUGAUACCUAUGAAAGAGAUUAUGGUCGCACUUUUGCUCAGCCCACUUCGUAUCUUCGGGGAAGGGGAGCUCGAGCUGAGAUUGGAGAAUUUAUUGAGUAUGAUUUAGACAACGAGGAUGAAGAUUGGCUUCACAAUUUCUACAAGGAUAGGAAGAAUCUUUCACCUGAAAAGUUUGAACUUCUGCUUUUCAAGUUGGAGGUAUUGGAUCAUAAAGCUCGGGAAAGAGCAGGGGUUAUAACACCUACUCUUGGUUCACCAAUCCCUGUGCUUCUACAAUUUGAUGCAGCUCUUGAGGCCUUGCAAGCUCAAACUCAGUCCACCCGUUAUGCAGUUUUCCAGUCUGUUUAUAAUUAUUGGAAAGAUAAGCCUCCUCCACCUGUUAAUGAUACCAAUCCGUACAAUGUGUUUAGACCAAGGGAGAAGGCCCACAGGCUGCAUACAAGAAGGAUGCAAAGGAGGGAAAAUAAUGUGCAGUCAUUUGACAAGCUUCGCCAGGUCAGACGCAACCUUGAACAAGCCAAGACCAUGCUUGAAACUCUGAUUAAGGUGGGUUUUCUGAUGAAGAGAGAGGAGAAAAAGAGAGAAGCGAUGGAGAGUGAGGUGAGCCUCCAAAGGAUCCAAAUGAAGUACAAGCAUGAAACUGAGCUCCUUGAAGACAGCUUGGCUGUUCAUGGAUUCCCACCUAUUUCUUCCAAGUUCGCUUCAAGUGAAGAUGAAUUUGUUGAUUCAGAUGACCAUGCAAACAGUCGUCCACGUAGCAGACCUACUGCAUUUCAAAAUCCACCUGUGACAGACUCCAACCUGCUUGCAGUUCCUUCUGUAAGUGUGAAGCAAGAGUUUAGACGGCGGCAUACGCCACUUGGAUGGCUCAAUAAAAUGGACCCUCUUGAGCCAGUGCUGUUGUUCACAAAGCCUCUAGUUCCAGAAAAGUUGGCAGCUGCAGGCAUUGUACCACCAGUAGAUUCUUCAAUGAAGAAUGAUGCAUCCAUGCCUCCUUAUAGAUUUCAUGGAAGAAUUGGCCGGGGUGGGAGAAUUAUAUUUGAUAGAUGGAACCCAUUAUUACGAACUCCAAUUGAUCUUGCUGUGACUGGUGAAGCCACUGAGAAGAGAACCGUUUGA